Scomber japonicus (chub mackerel) is the source of this 3517-nucleotide messenger RNA. Its product is annotated as inhibin beta B chain. Gene Ontology annotation, biological process: BMP signaling pathway; SMAD protein signal transduction. The transcript has 2 exons. The record is from RefSeq and is a predicted model, not a curated record. Lineage: Eukaryota; Metazoa; Chordata; Actinopteri; Scombriformes; Scombridae. Gene Ontology annotation, molecular function: cytokine activity; growth factor activity; hormone activity. Bases 1 to 1152 code for a protein of 383 amino acids. Gene Ontology annotation, cellular component: extracellular region.
AUGCAUCUAUUUGUUUCAGAGUCAAGGAUGACUUCGUCAUUUUCAUUCCUAGCGCUCCUGUUUCUGGUGUCCUGGCUGUUGAAGGGUUCCUGUGUUAGUGGCUCCCCAGGCUGCGCGUCCUGUGGCUUGCCGGCGAUGGAGAAAGACGCAGAGGAGCUGUUGAUGAUAGAGAUCGCCAAACAGCAACUUUUGGAAAAGCUGCACCUGAAAGAAAGACCAAACAUCACUCACACGGUGCCUCGGGCGGCGCUCCUCACUGCUCUGCGCAAACUGCAUUCGGGGCGCGUCAGACAGGAUGGUACUCUUGAACUAGAAAACAGUAUACCUUCAAAAGAUCAAGGCUAUGAAAUAGUGAGCUUUGCAGAUAUAAAUGAAACAGUGAGCAAUGAUGAGGCCAGCCUGAGUCUUGCAUUUCAGUUUCUGCAGGAACAAGGCAAGAGUGUCCAGGUCCUCCAGUCUUCUCUCUGGAUCUAUGUCCGCUCCUCCAAGGACCCUCACCGGAACUCACGCCUCUCUGCCAGGGUCUUCUUUUCAGUAGAUGGCAGGGUAUCAUCCUCUAACCGCACCCUGGUGAUAGAAAAGAUGCUUGAGGUCCAGGACAGUAACUGGCACACUUUCCCCAUCACCCGCACCCUGCAGUCCUUCCUGGAUGGUGGCCAACACCAACUGCGCCUGGAAGUUAGCUGUGAGGAGGACGGGAAGAACCUUUGCUCCCUGGAUAACUCUGCUGAUACCCCAAACCAACCCUUUCUGGUGGCCCAGGUGCGUCUCCGUGACAACCACUCCAAACACACAGUCAGAAAGCGCUCUCUGCGUUGUGGUGAAGAUGUAACUGUGUGCUGCAAGAGAGACUUCUACAUCAAGUUCAAGGAUAUCCAGUGGCAUGACUGGAUCAUUGCACCUGAAGGCUACCAUAUGAACUACUGCAUGGGUCAGUGCCUCCAACAUCUGUCUGGUUCCCCGGGUAUAGCAUCGUCAUUCCAUGCCACUGUCUUCAGCCAGCUGAAAGUCAACGGCAUUAACACAGGUGCCUCUUCAUGUUGUGUUCCCACUGAGCGCAGGCCACUUUCCAUGGUUUACUUCAACUCUCAGCACAGCAUUGUCAAAACGGACGUUCCUGAUAUGAUAGUAGAGUCCUGUGGAUGUACAUAAAAGACAAUAUGAGAGAAAUGUUGCAAUUAAUAUGAAUUUACCUAAAACAAGUGUGUAAUGUACACAGAGAAAAUGUAAGCAUUUCUCUGAACAGGAACUCAUUGAAUUCAGCACAUCACUUUAGUAUUUCAGUGACAUAAAAGAUGAUGCUGAAAUCACAAACUUUUUUUCAAAUUCAAGACUCAGGCUAUUCUAAUGCACAGACUAAUUCCAUCAUCAAUAAGUCAGAGGCAUACAUUAAAGAGAAGAAAAAAACUAUACAAAUCAGACGUCACACCAAAAGACACAAUAAGAAUUCAAAGAGAUUAAUAUGAAGCCUUCACUCUAGAGUAAAAUGUAUAGCUUUAAACUUUGUCUUUGUAUAUAUGAGGUAUUUAUUUAGUCUUAGACAAUUGCUGCUCGGACCAGUGAAAAUAUGCUGUAAAAUAUUUUAUGAAUUUGGGACCAGAACUGAUGCCACCCAAACUCUUUCGAAGCACAUUGGCUAAGUUUCCAGUAUAUUUCAUAAUAUAGUAAUGUUUGUCCACAUACAAAUAAUAAAUGCUUUUUUUACUUUUUAUUUUUACAGAACUGUUAUAAUAUUGCACCUUCUCUUAGUCUACUUAAAGGCUUCCAUUGUUAGUGAGUUAAGAGACCCUUGAUUUAAAGUGUGCCUUCUUUAUUAUCUUGUGAUGACAAAGCGCAACGUAUACAUUGAGUAUCAAGUCGUCUUGGGUAAAAGGGGUCUAAAAACCAAAGAGAAUCAGUUCUGCACUUCUGCUUGAAUCUUAUUUUAUGUAUGCAGCAUCAUUUUCAUUUUUCCCUUUAAUAUCGAAUGUGGACCUGUGACACAAAGUUUAUAAGGACAAUUAUUUGUAUUCUUAUCAUUUCAUUUUUUCUUAUAUUACAUCCAACAACUAUUUUCAUUUUGGUGCAAAGUUGUGAUGAAAAUAAUUUAGUGAAGUGGAAACUGAAAGGGUUUGAACUGGAAAAAUCUUGUCUGAAAUCUGCACCUGAUGAUGCAGGCAGAAAUAUGUUUGAUCAGCAUCUCCACUGUAUUAUUUGCACAGGACGGCUAAUCAGUUGGGUAACUGUGGCACUGACAGCAUUUGAACUCAAGGUCAUUUCUCAGCUGCAUGAGCAAACAUUUGGCUAUUGCUUCAGUGUCUGUUAAUGUGAAGGUCUGCGCAGCAGGUGGGUCAAUGGGCAUGUGCUGUUGCACGUUGGCAUUUAUAGCUCUCAAAGUCUAAAGUUUUCUGGGAUGAUGUUAAUUUAGAAGCUUUCCAGCUAAAGGUAAAAAGGCCACUAUGCAUACUGAAAUCAUUUGACUUAAAGAGUGGUGUUGAUGGACACUAUUACCCCACAAUACAACAAAUAACACAAAUGGAGGACCUACUCACUGCUGAACACUUUAAGCCUUUUUUUGCAUGUGAAAUUAGUAUUACAAAGCUGACAUCUGUCAGCACAUGAUUUGUAUAAUUUCAUGCUAGUAAAAAAUAUAAUGUACAAUACUUGGUUAACUACAAAAGUAUUACACUGCUAGCAGUAGUAGAUGUUAGCUCAUGGUAUGGAAAUGGUGCAAAUCCUUGUUUACUUUUUUUUUUUUUGCCUACUUGGUUUACACCAAGCAGUGUAGAAGUCAAAGAUCUUUUUCUGCUUUCUGGAUGGUGUCUCAAGGGUGGUGAUUCUCCUCACUGGAUUGGUAAACUGCAUGGUUUAAGUACCUGUAAUGUACAGCCAUGAGGCAACAAGCAAAACUUUGAGCAAAUGAAGAUGGAGCAUUUUGAUCAACGCAAAACAUGAGAGCAAGAAUGUUUAGACUGUUUUGAUCCUUUUUGUCAUUCCUCAUCAACAAUUAAUAUCACCUCUCUUUGUUGCCUCUAAAAGCUGCACUUGUAUUAUUACUUUAUUGUUUAAUGCUUUAGUUUAUUGUUUGUUUUAUUUUACAAGUACCUCCUGUUCCAGGAAGGGGUAACAUCAUAACAUAACUUACUAGGCACUUUAAUCCUAUACUGUAUUUUUGGAGCAAAUUUUGCUUGAAUGGUCUACUACUUACAACUUGGAUAGGCACUACCAAGAAAUGUAAAUUGGCCUACAGAAAGCAAAUUUCAAUCCAUUUCUUAAGCUCUAGUUGUUUUAAAUAUGUAGUUUUGUAUAUGAGCACACCAUUGAUGCAAGAAUUUCUUUACUGUUUAAGUGCUGGAUUUGAAUUCUGUUUUAAUUUAAUGUUAUACUAUAAUUCUGUCUUUAUUUUUUAUAUCAUAUUAUAUUUUAUGCAUAAAGUGAUUUAUCAAAGCAAUUGUUAAAGUUUUGUCAUAAUGUGCUGAAAUGGCAUUUUGUGAUUUCAGUGAAACUAUAUUUUUAAUAAAUAAAUAUUUUCAAUCAA